AUGGCGGCGAAUCUCGAGGAGGAACAGAGCUUACGCGAGUGCGAGGAAUACGUGCAGAGACACAAUAUCCAACAGGUCCUGAAAGACUGUAUAGUGCAACUGUGCGUGGGCCGGCCCGAGAACCCGAUCUCCUUCCUGCGGGAAUACUUCCAGAAGCUGGAAAGGGAACAGGCUCACGAUGCCAAACAACAGAUCGCCACGAGUCCCGAGGAUACGGAAGACAUGCCUGCGGGACAACAGGGCCCGCAGGUGCCACGACGGCGGGGCGGAAUCUCAGCGGAGCCGGUCUCCGAAGAGGAUGCCACCAGUUACGUCAAGAAGGUCGUACCUAAGGAUUACAAAACCAUGGCUGCCCUGAGCAAGGCCAUCGCCAAGAACGUGCUGUUUGCACACCUAGACGAGAACGAGCGCUCCGACAUAUUCGAUGCGAUGUUCCCCGUGACCUUUCUGCCUGGCGAGGCGAUCAUUCGUCAAGGCGACGAAGGUGACAAUUUCUACGUGAUCGAUCAAGGAGAAGUCGAAAUAUUCGUCAAUGGCGAGCUGGCGACGACGAUUGGCGAGGGUGGGAGCUUCGGCGAACUCGCAUUAAUCUACGGAACUCCACGCGCCGCCACAGUCAGAGCAAAGACCGAUGUGAAGCUCUGGGGCAUCGACAGGGACUCCUACCGCAGAAUUCUCAUGGGCUCUACUAUAAGGAAAAGGAAAAUGUACGAGGAGUUCUUAUCCAGAGUUUCAAUACUGGAAUCCUUGGAUAAAUGGGAAAGACUUACAGUGGCAGACGCUCUGGAACCGGUAGCGUUCGACGACGGUGAAACGAUAGUCCGACAGGGCGAACCGGGUGAAGAUUUUUAUAUAAUCGUCGAGGGUACGGCGGUGGUCCUUCAACAACGCUCGGAAGGAGACGAACCCGCAGAGGUCGGCCGUUUAGGACCAUCGGAUUACUUCGGAGAAAUAGCGCUACUGCUAGACAGGCCCCGAGCGGCAACCGUAGUGGCUAGGGGUCCGUUGAAGUGUGUGAAACUGGAUCGGGCACGGUUCGAGCGGGUCUUAGGUCCGUGCGCCGAUAUUCUGAAACGUAACAUCACCCAGUAUAACAGCUUCGUGUCCCUCUCCGUAUAAACGGACUCGGUCUCUCCGCAUCCUCCCUCCUCUUCCUAACUCCAAUCUCGUCAUCGCAGGCAGCGCUGCCGAUCAUCCCCGACUUCAUUUUCCACCGAGGGCUACGUUAUUUCGUCGUACCAUAGUUAAAUCUUUUUUUAUUUGAUUAAUAUUUAUAUGUAAGUGAAUUAAUGUAUUACGUCAGCUAUCAAUCAGAUGUGUACACGCCAUACACACAAAAAAACACAAACGGAAUCUUUAGAGAGACGCUGUUAAUAUAUUUACCGUAAGGCUAUUUACGCACUGUGUAGCUCGCGACUCGAUGCCGACGCGCAUGCGAAUUCAUAUUGACGUUGAUCUCUUCCGCGCGAUCUGUUCCUACUCGUAUAAGAUUCUCGUGCACGAGAAAUUAUUAAUCUAUCUCUUUCGAGAAGCUAAGAAUCUAAUUUUAAAAACAAAAUUUACAAAAGAAUCUGAAAAAAAUCACAAAUGAUACCGGAUACUAACAGUAUGAAUUAGAGAACAGAUUCUAAUAAGAUCAUGUUCCUUCUUGUUUGAAGACGCUAACGAGUUAAUCCGGUUAAUGGCACGUUGCGUGCAUCUCGCGUGCAUUGUAGAGAUCUUUAAUCGAAACCGAUACGUGUAUCCCAACGUGGUUUAUAAUCGCAUCCCGAGGUCUACGUCGAAAAUGCAGGCGCUCAUUAAGCUCAUAUUAUUGCGCGAAUUCGUGAUCGAACCACGUUAAAUUAUUCGAAAGCCAUUUUAAGGCUUCUAUUACAUCAGAAGUGAAAAAUUAUAUUGUCUCGCUUUUGUUCGAUAGGGUAAAUUAGUGAAGUACACCCAAGUCUCUUUUUAUGCAUUUUGCAUUCAUGAUAAAUAAUUCUGUCUACACUUAUUUUUAAUUUUGAAUGUAAAUCUCACAACAUUCGAUUAAACUUAGCAGCUUUUAUUUUGCGAAUCGAAAUCUUCAAUGAAUUUCACAAGUCUAUUCUGUCGAAUACAAGUAGUGAUAUGUAAAAAGCUGGGUUCUUUCACUGCAAAUAUAUUGUAAGUAUUGUGUAAAUGUAAAGUAUAUGUAAUAAAUUUUCAUUUCUGAUGUAAUCCGAUAUAAUUAUACAGUAACGAGCCAGGAGCCGUAAAUAUUAUCCAGCAGCGAGAGGAUCGGCGUUGAAAACGACAUUUUCUCGUUUACUGUUAUAUAUUUUAAAUGUUCUAUAUUGUCUCAUGGAUUGUUAAAUUAUUUAACAUUUAAAUUAUAUUUUAUCUACCGAUGGCGAAUCGGUACAUAUAUAGAUAUAUACAUAAUUAGCAACGACAACGUAAAUGUCAGUCGCAAUUUGCAAUUGCGGACAUCAAGAAACCCGUCGACCGUGGUAUUUAUUAUUAAACGAAGCAUCGUCGAGGCGAAGUCGAGGCAAAACAAGUCGCAAUCUAUAUCUCCUCUAAAGUGCGCUAGGUUUAUAGUACGACAAACGAGACAAAAAAAUAAGGUACAACGUCAGAAAAUUAAAUAAUUUAUUAUGCACAACAUCGUAUUCGGAUCAAGUAUGAUACAAUGAGUCAUUUUCCCUUUCCGAAUCCGUGUAAUGCGGCUGGUGCACAUUCCAUGCGCGCGCGCGCGAGCAUAUGAGCGUGCGUGCGCGCACGAAUGCGAAGGAAAACCAAGAGGGUCGACCACCUAGAGAGAAUCCAACGAGAAUAGGACGACUCUAACGUCGAAAGGAGCAUCGUCGCACCGCGCACGGCGCAUGGACACUUGUUAAAAUUAAUUAUAAAAUCACUCGGCACACGACGAAAGGAACCGAUGGUGAUACGCCAUUCGUCUCGCGCGAGGUAUGGUCCUCUCCUUAUCUUCGUUCUUCUGUCUUCAUCCCCAAACCCAGACAUCUUCGACAAACAGUCCCAUCCACCGAUAUUCCGGGAGAAACAAUUCUGCCAUUUCUUCUUCCUUCUUCCCUCUGUCCGAUUUUUACCGAUUUUCUUCGGGCUUGUCCGGGAAAUGACACUUUAUCGCGGAUUAGGAACGCUCUGUUCUGAGAAGAGCGGCUCUCGAGCACGAAUCUCAAG
Molecule: messenger RNA, 3165 nt
Organism: Mycetomoellerius zeteki
Lineage: Eukaryota; Metazoa; Arthropoda; Insecta; Hymenoptera; Formicidae
Gene: Pka-R1
Product: protein kinase, cAMP-dependent, regulatory subunit type 1
Exons: 5
Coding region: 1-1119 (372 amino acids)
Biological process (GO): negative regulation of cAMP-dependent protein kinase activity
Cellular component (GO): cytosol; cAMP-dependent protein kinase complex
Molecular function (GO): protein kinase A catalytic subunit binding; cAMP-dependent protein kinase inhibitor activity; cAMP binding
Source: RefSeq, a predicted model, not a curated record